CUCGGUAAUGGGUUGACGAAUGACGAAGGAACGCCAUAGAUAAAUAUAUAUAUGGAUGCGGCUGUAUCGUUACAUUUAACGUGACACCUGCGUAUUCUUUAAGAAAAUCUCAAUAAAAGAAAGCCAAUCAGUAUUGUCAAUUUUAUUUUGCUCGCCUCUUCUAUAAGCAUCCAGUUCAAAGUUUGAAUCUAAUAUCGGUUUUGUUAUUUGUUUUCUCUGAGCGUUAUUUUUGGAUAAUAAUGGCGAGCGAAGUGGAGAAGAAGGCGGUUUUCGAUAUAGAUUCCGCGAAGGAAGUGGUUCAGGAGUUGAGAGCUAGCUUCGUAGCGGGAAAGACUAAAGACUACGAAUGGAGAAGGACUCAGUUGAAAGCCAUGUUGAAAAUGAUGGACGAGAACGAGCCGCAAAUUGUCGCCGCUCUUCGCGACGAUCUUUCCAAGCCGGAACUCGAAUCCUCCAUCUACGAGAUAGCAAUGCUAAAGAACUCUUGUAAAUUGGCACUGAAGAAAAUGAAGCAUUGGAUGAUGCCAGAAAAGGCAAAAACUUCAUUGGCUACAUUUCCAUCAUCCGCUGAAAUAGUAUCUGAGCCAUUGGGUGUCGUGUUAGUAAUCUCAGCAUGGAACUAUCCUUUCUUGCUGUCUCUUGAUCCAUUUAUUGGAGCUAUUGCAGCUGGUAAUGCUAUAGUCUUAAAGCCAUCAGAAAUUUCUCCAGCCACUGCAUCAUUGCUUGCAAAGCUGGUAGCGAAUUACAUGGAUAGCUCUUGCAUAAAGGUUGUUGAAGGGGCUGUUCCUGAAACAACAGCACUACUCGAGCAAAAGUGGGACAAAAUAAUGUAUACAGGCAAUGGAAGAAUUGCACGCAUUGUGAUGGCAGCUGCUGCAAAGCACUUAACACCAGUUGUUUUGGAGCUUGGAGGAAAGUGUCCAGUUAUUGUUGAUUCAGGCAUCAAUUUACAGGUUGCAACUAGGCGGAUAAUUGCGGGCAAGUGGGGAUGUAAUAAUGGACAAGCCUGUAUUUCUCCCGACUACAUCAUUACAACAAAGGAUUAUGCUGUGGAGUUGGUAAGGUUACCUGUUUAUGUUUACAUUUGUAAUCUAGUUCUUUUCAAUCUUUCUUCUCAAGCACUUUUCAUUCUGCAGGUAGAUUCUUUCAAAUGUGAAUUGGAGCUAUUUUAUGGCAAAAAUCCAUUGGAGUCAAAAGACUUGUCUCGCGUAGUGAAUUCUAAUCACUUUGCCCGUUUGCUAAAGCUUUUAGAUGAGGACAAGGUUUCAAGUAAGAUUGUCUAUGGAGGUGAAAGAGAUAAAUCGAACUUGAAGAUUGCUCCCACUAUCUUGCUUGAUGUCCCACAAGAUUCACUGAUCAUGAAUGAAGAGAUAUUUGGUCCAUUGCUUCCAAUUAUCACGAUUGACAAAGUGGAAGACAGCUUUGAUCUGAUAACUUCUGGAGCAAAACCACUAGCAGCAUAUAUGUUUACCAAUAACAAGAAGCUGAAAGAGAAAUUUGUUGAAAAAGUCUCUGCAGGGGGUUUGGUUAUCAAUGAUACUACUGUACAUCUUGCUGAGCCCACUUUGCCAUUUGGAGGAGUCGGGGACAGUGGAAUGGGUGCGUACCAUGGGAAAUUCUCCUUUGACACUUUUAGCCAUAAGAAGGCUGUUCUUUAUAGAAGUUUUGCUGGUGAUGCACCUCUAAGAUACCCACCGUACACGGAUGGAAAGCUCGGGUUACUAAAGGCUCUUCUUGGUGGUAGCAUAUUAGGCAUAAUCCGUGCUUUGAUGGGAUGGUCUAAGGCUUAAAAGAGAAAACCUAUGUGGCUAUCUCUGUUGUAACUUUUUAUUAUUUUUUUCACGUUAUGCAAUUUACUGAUUUCAAUAUAUUUUCAAGCAUGUAAGUCUGUUUAAAGACUACGGUUGUAUAGUUUUCUUUUUUCGCUUAAAAUCAAUGUGAUGAUUUGAGAAUCAUUUUAUACGAAUGAAUUGGCACUGAUGCAGUUCAACAUUGUAAAAA
Molecule: messenger RNA, 2001 nt
Organism: Gossypium raimondii (Peruvian cotton)
Lineage: Eukaryota; Viridiplantae; Streptophyta; Magnoliopsida; Malvales; Malvaceae
Product: aldehyde dehydrogenase family 3 member H1
Exons: 9
Coding region: 240-1790 (516 amino acids)
Biological process (GO): aldehyde metabolic process
Cellular component (GO): cytoplasm
Molecular function (GO): aldehyde dehydrogenase (NAD+) activity
Source: RefSeq, a predicted model, not a curated record